Molecule: messenger RNA, 687 nt
Organism: Perkinsus marinus ATCC 50983
Lineage: Eukaryota; Perkinsozoa; Perkinsida; Perkinsidae
Exons: 5
Coding region: 1-687 (228 amino acids)
Source: RefSeq, a predicted model, not a curated record
AUGCCUAGGGGAAGUACCUCCGAUGAACCCCUGGAUGGGCCUGAUGUCACCGCUGCCUUUUCGAAGGCUAUUGCUCAUACGCUCGCUGCAUCGGAUUCGGUCGAUUCGCUUGGCUCGUUGGAGGAUGAGAUGAAGGCUGCUGAAUUGCGGAGGCUUUCGAGCAAGUGUCCAGCGGACUUGGAGCACGACAUCGCUGAAUUUCUCGCACGCUCCGCGACGGAAAGUUCGAGUUUGGCAAGGAGGUUCCGACGAAAUUGCCAAGCGCUCGAGAAGGCUCAUUCGAAAUGGGGAGAUCGAUUCGGCAAAGUGCAGGACGAUAGAAAAAGGGUCGCGGAGAGGUAUAAUACGGAGAAAGAUGAGAACGAGAAGGGUCUACCCUGGCUCAAGAUACCAGACCUGCCCAAACGUGUUACCCGAGAUGUUGAUGGUGUGACUAGGAAGUAUGCUAAGGCCCCGCAUUUGAGCAAGCUGCUGAAGACGCAGUAUGUGGCUGAGGCUAUGAAGGAGUUCAUUCAACCGGCCCGCCGAGCUCGAGAGUUGAGGAGAGCCUCGGCGGAGCGGUGCCUGGAGGAAAUGGACGGAGACGGCGGCUGGUCGAAGACACCGCCGGCUACCACUCGCGAUGCUUGCCCGUUCCGAUGGGAUGAGGCUACCGAGAAGAGGUUUAUCAGGUCAAACUUGCCAUAG